Molecule: messenger RNA, 1945 nt
Organism: Elgaria multicarinata webbii
Lineage: Eukaryota; Metazoa; Chordata; Lepidosauria; Squamata; Anguidae
Gene: PDZK1IP1
Product: PDZK1 interacting protein 1
Exons: 4
Coding region: 144-533 (129 amino acids)
Source: RefSeq, a predicted model, not a curated record
CAUGCUCAAAUUUACCUUGGGUGUUCAGAUUUCACAUUUUGCCUUCCUGCUUUCUUCAGAGAAGGAGCAAAUCCACCCCUCUACUUACUGCAAAGAAUUCAGGGUGGUGAUCAUCAGCACAGCCACAUCCCUGUGCCAUUAACAUGAAUGCUCUUCUGGCUGUUACCGUUUGUCUCCUGGUUGCUUUGGAACCUGUGAACUGUCAAAGAGCUCGUGGGAAGCUUCAGCCAUGGAUGCAGGGUGCCAUUGCAGUUGUUGUCUUCUUGGUUUUGGCAAUGAUUGCCUUGGUCGUCAAUAGAUUAUGGUGCCAGGAUAAAGAUGAUUCCUUUGCGGAGAAAAUCACAAACAUGAGAGGCAACAAGGACAAUGUGAUCAUGUCCAAUGGUACAGAAGGAAGCUAUUCAACAGCUGCAGCAGCUUUCCGGUGUGAAGAAGGACCCCACAUUUAUGAAAACAAGAUUGAGGUUGAGUGUCACAGCAAAACUGAGUGUCAUGCUGAAAACCACAUUGAUGACGUUACCACUUGCAUGUAGCAACAUCAUCCCUGGUAUCCCUCACAUCUUAUUUUUUUUAACAUCCUCCUAAAGUCUUAUAGACUCCAUACAUGUUGAGACUGGUUUUGCACAUCUGUUUUUGAACAUGGAUUUAAUCACAUUGUUACAAGACAUUGACUGACGGUUGACAGAAGUCAAAGUUUCUAUUCUCACAGUGUUAAAACUCUUGCACACUGGAUUUCUUUUAUGUUAUGAGCCGAGUUCUGAACUACACAUAUCUUUUGGGUAGAAUAAACAGGCACAUGGUGUUCUUUCUUUUAAAAAAAUACUCAAAAAGGGGGCUCACCAACAGAGGCUUGUAUUCAAUGUUAUUCUAACUUAGUCCCCAUUUAUUUCAGUGGGUUUACUCUAAGUAGGACUAACAUUGUCUACAACCCCAUAUCUUUACACAACCUGCCUGUUGGCUUUUCCCAUGGUCACUUAUCAUGCCUUCUUAGAGCUUUUUGCCAAAUUGCUAUACACAGCUCACACUUGAAAAUCUUCCAUGGCCCAUUGUCAUCUUCCACUGUUCAUCAUCUGGGUAAUUCUUGACUAGAAAUGAUUCUUCCUACAUGAUAAAAGUUUUCAUUCUGACAGAGCUUAAGGAAGCAGGAACCCUAAGUAGGGAUGUUCCCAACCGAUCAAAUGAGUUUGGAUUUCUAUGAAUCUGAUCUGGACUGGCUUUUUCCACAUCCCAUGGAUUCUGCAAUCUUGGAGAAUGUUUUUUUUUUUUUUACUUGUGUGUGUAUGUGUGGGGAAUUAGUGCAUAUUUGCACUUGUGCUGAUGGGGAUUAGUGCAAAUGCUCAUUAGCACAAGUUAUUCCACCUGUGCAAGUGGAAUAAACUUACCAUACAUCCUUAAAUACCCAAUUCCAUCCAAUGAGAAGACAAUGGGCUGAACUAUACCUGACAAUCCAUGAAAAACAGAUGGAAUGGAUUUAACAAAAUCCAUAUAUUCCUAACAGUAUGUAGGUGUUAUCAGCUCAUUAUUGCAUGCAAAGGUGAGGACAUGAUGAUCUUCCACCUGGUGGCUUACAUUUUAUUCUUGCUCUGCUAUGGAAUUGGUGUAGGGACACACCUGUUACAAGGGUUUGGAUAAGGCCAAUAUGAAUCCAAUCUACCCUUAUACAUGAGCUAUCAGUUUUUCUUUCCAUAUCUGCAUCGCAUGAACUGAGGUAUUCAUUAUCUACAAAAGGGGUGGUCAGAUUGAACACCACCAGAUGUUUUAGAUGUCAGAUCCGACAAGACCCUGCCAGUAAUGCUGGAAGUUUAAGUACAAAACAUCUAGAGUUCUACUGUUUGCCCACCCUGACCUACAAGUAUAUCUUCUUGGUUGUUACUUACAGAAUAAAGACUGUUCUUAAUGAAUGCAGGAAAAAAAUCCUGACAUAAUUUGCCAAUAUAAAACUGAU